AUGCACACCUCUCAGAAAGGAGCCUCCGAGCCGUCUCCCGCUCUCCGGGCCUCAAGCCCGAAAGGAAGAGACACCGGGGAAGUUCCGGUACCAUUUCGGGGAGAAGAAGCUGCCAUGGAAGAGCCUGCAGCUCCCACUGAGCCCUGCGAGGCAGCCGGGGCUCCCGCAGGUGCCCAGGCAGCGGGGCAGGGCGCAUCUGAGCCCAGCCUCGCGGUGCGCCCGGUCUUACGGCAUUCUGCGGCUUCGGGCUCGGCCCACCUCCGCACGUCACGUCUGAGGCCUGCCCAGGCCUCAGGGGGAGGGGCUAGGCCCAGUCAGCUGCAGGGCCGGAGCUGCGGCAGCUGGACGAAGCAAGUCGUCUGCAGGUAUUUUCUGCAUGGGCUGUGCAAAGAGGGGGAGAACUGUCGAUACUCCCACGACCUCUCAGGCCGACAGAUGGCCAGAGAGGACCGCGUUUCACCGCCUGGGGCCUCCGCACACCUUGGCCCCAGCACAGCUGCUCACGUAGAGACCCUGCCACAGGAAGUGGCGAAAGCCCCCGGUAUUGCGUCCUCACGCUCCUUGCCUGUGAUUGGCUCGGCUGCUGAAAGGGGUUUAUUUGAAAGCGAGACAGGCAGUGCAGGCUUUGAAGCUGUCGGAGGAGCGGGUGCAGAAGGCUGGGAGAAUGCCGUUGAGUUUGUUCCUGGGCAACCCUACCGGGGCCGCAGGGUCCCUUUUGUCCCCGAGGCUCCUCUACAGAGCUCGGUGACUGAGAGGGAGCUGAUUUCUGUGGGCACAGGGAGGCAACUUUGCCGCGAUGCUGCCAUGGGGCAGUGCUUUCGUGGGGAGAGCUGUAUGUACAUCCACGGAGAAAUAUGCGAUAUGUGUGGGCUGCAGGUCUUGCACCCCAUGGAUGCUGUUCAGAGGGCAGACCAUAUAAAGGUUUGCAUUGAAGCACACGAGAAGGAUAUGGAACUCUCGUUUGCGGUGCAACGCAGUUUGGACAAAGUGUGUGGUAUCUGCAUGGAGGUUGUGUUUGAGAAAGCCAACUCCAGUGACUGCCGCUUUGGCAUCCUCUCCAACUGCAACCACACCUAUUGUCUUAAGUGUAUCCGUAGGUGGAGGAGUGACAAACAGUUUGGGAACAGGAUUAUCAAGUCCUGCCCACAGUGCAGGGUCACCUCCAACUUUGUCAUUCCCAGUGAGUUCUGGGUGGAGGAGGAGGAAGAGAAGCAGAAGCUUAUUCAGCAGUACAAGGAAGCCAUGAGCAACAAGAACUGGGGUCAUUACAGAGACAGUGUGCGCCUGGAGCAGCAUGAGAGGCCCUUCCCCAGGAACCACACUCAGCAUUCAGCCACCAGAGCUGUGAACUGUGUCCGUCAGCGUCUGUGCCUUAUCUUGAUUUAUUCUGUGCAUCUGUUUAGCAAGAUGUGUCAUACGGUAUCAGAAAAGCCUAAAAGAGGUUAUUUUUUUUGGUUUGGGAAUGCUCAAAAUUUUUCCCAUCUAAAUGAAUGGUAACUAUUACUUCACUUUACACCAUUACAGCUUAGAAAGGUUUCAUAGGAAAGUCCUACCUUUGGAUAUCCGGGGAAACCUGUAUACAUAUGUAUGUAUGUAUGUAAAAUAAAAGAAAUACAGAGCUGAAAAUUGA
Manis pentadactyla (Chinese pangolin) is the source of this 1630-nucleotide messenger RNA. It is a transcript of the gene MKRN3, whose product is annotated as makorin ring finger protein 3. NCBI's taxonomy places the organism in Eukaryota, Metazoa, Chordata, Mammalia, Pholidota, Manidae. Gene Ontology annotation, biological process: protein polyubiquitination. The transcript has 2 exons. The coding region runs from base 1 to 1497 and encodes 498 amino acids. The record is from RefSeq and is a predicted model, not a curated record. Gene Ontology annotation, molecular function: metal ion binding; ubiquitin protein ligase activity.